Molecule: messenger RNA, 2394 nt
Organism: Priceomyces carsonii
Lineage: Eukaryota; Fungi; Ascomycota; Pichiomycetes; Serinales; Debaryomycetaceae
Gene: ERB1
Product: Erb1p
Exons: 1
Coding region: 1-2394 (797 amino acids)
Biological process (GO): ribosome biogenesis; maturation of LSU-rRNA from tricistronic rRNA transcript (SSU-rRNA, 5.8S rRNA, LSU-rRNA)
Cellular component (GO): PeBoW complex; preribosome, large subunit precursor
Molecular function (GO): ribonucleoprotein complex binding; protein binding
Source: RefSeq, a predicted model, not a curated record
AUGGCAAAGACUGGGACUGAAAAGGUCCAGAGACCGAGAAAGAGAAAGCAAGAGCCAUUUUCUGAUGAAGAUGGAGAUGUGGACUCAUCAGAAAGCGAUGAGCUUACAGUCGCUGGUCUCAUAGAUGACGAAGCCAGCGAGAACAGUGACGAUAGCGACGAGGAAGAGCAGAGCUCAGAAAUUGACUCAGAUGAUCAAUUUAAUGAAAUGAUUGGAGAAGAAGGUGAUCUAAGCGAUGUCGGAUCGGUAGAUUUCUCUGACGAGCCCAAGGAUGAUUCUACGUCACUCACUGAUAAGUUGUCUAAUGUAAGAAUAAAGUCAUUUUCUACAGAUGAUGAUGAGAAGGAAGGGUUUAGAGCAAAGUAUUCAGAUGGGCUGCUCAGAAUAGUUAAGCCAGAGAUCGAACCCGUCUACGAUAGCGAUGACAGUGAUCAUGAUAAUUUCAACACGAUCGGAAAUAUCCCGUUGUCUGCUUAUGAUGAGAUGCCUCAUAUUGGUUAUGACAUUAAUGGUAAGAGAAUUAUGCGACCUGCUAGAGGUUCUGCCUUAGACCAGUUAUUAGAAUCGAUUGACUUACCUGAAGGAUGGACAGGUUUGUUGGACCAGAACAGUGGUAAGUCAUUAAAGUUGACCGAUGAGGAAUUAGAUUUAAUUAAAAAGAUUCAAAACCAGGAGAACACUGAUGAAAGUAUCGACCCAUACGAACCAACUAUUGAAUGGUUUACUUCUAAGACAGAGGUUAUGCCUUUGACGGCUGUACCUGAGCCUAAGAGAAGAUUCGUUCCCUCUAAGCACGAAGCGAAAAGAAUAAUGAAAAUUGUGAGGGCCAUUAGAGAGGGUAGGAUAGUUCCUCCCGGAAAAGCAAAAGAAGAGAUCGAAGAAGCGCAAUUAAAUUAUGAUUUAUGGAAUAAUGAGCAGGAAGGUAUUGAUCAUAUCAUGAACUUGAGAGCUCCUAAAUUACCUCCUCCAACAAAUGAAGAAUCUUACAAUCCACCUGAAGAAUAUUUGUUUAAUGAAGAAGAGAAAAAGAAGUGGGAAGAAAUGGAUCCAGAAGACAGGGAGACAAAUUUCAUUCCACACAAAUUUAAUGCGUUAAGAAAGGUCCCCGCUUAUGGUGAUAGUUUGAGAGAGAAGUUCGAAAGAUGCUUAGAUUUAUAUUUGGCUCCAAGAGUUCGCCACAAUAAAUUGAAUAUCGAUCCUGACAGUUUGAUUCCAGAGUUACCGUCUCCAAAGGACUUGGGUCCCUUCCCAAUCCGUUGCUCUACGAUAUAUAAAGGUCAUAAUGGCAAAAUACGUACCUUAUCCAUAAAUCCUCAGGGAAUAUGGCUAGCUACUGGCUCAGAUGAUGGAACGGUCCGCUUAUGGGAAGUUUUGACAGGAAGAGAGAUAUACAAAAUAUCUUUGAUUAAAGAGGACAAUAAAGAUGAUCACAUUGAAUGCUUGGAAUGGCAUCCUGAUGCCACAACUGGUAUUUUGGCCGUUACAGCUGGGGAAAACAUAUACUUGAUUGUUCCACCAAUUUUUGGUUUUGACAUUGAAAACGCCGGAAAGCUUAAAAUUGAAAGUGGAUGGGGAUAUAACAAAUUCGGAAAUACCCAAUCAAAUAUGAAAAUGGCAAACGAAAGUGAAGAAGAUGCAAACGAAGAAAACAACACGACCUCUGAAACACCAAAGAAGGAAGUCGCAAAGUGGUUAACACCAUCUCCAGAUCAAGCAGCGCUUGGGGUGUCUGCGAUUAUUCAAUGCAAGAAAAACAUCAAAACUUUAUCUUGGCAUAGGAAAGGUGAUUACUUUGUCACAGUUGCUCCAGAAAGCAAAAACACGGCUGUUUUGAUUCACCAGUUGUCCAAGCAUUUAUCACAAUCACCAUUCAGAAAAUCUAAAGGAAUUAUUGUUGACGCCAAAUUUCAUCCAUUUAAGCCCCAAUUAUUUGUAGCCUCACAAAGAACCAUAAAGAUUUAUGACUUGGCUCAACAAGUACUCUUGAAGAAGCUAAUGCCAGGGGCUCGUUUAUUAUCAUGCAUUGAUAUUCACCCAAGAGGAGACAAUUUGCUAGCAUCCUCCUAUGACAAAAGGGUAUUGUGGCAUGAUCUCGAUUUGUCUGCUACUCCAUAUAAAACUUUAAGGUAUCACGAAAAGGCAGUUAGAUCUAUCAAGUUCCAUAAAGGAAACUUACCGCUAUUUGCAUCUGCAUCUGACGAUGGCUCAAUUCAUGUCUUCCAUGGAACUGUUUACGAUGAUUUAAUGACUAAUCCAUUGUUAGUACCUUUGAAAAAGUUAUUGGGUCACAAAGUGACGAACAGCAUUGGAAUCAUAGACUUGGUUUGGCAUCCAAAGGAAGCCUGGCUAUUCAGUGCAGGAGCAGAUGGUACUGCCCGCUUAUGGACCUCGUAG